Numida meleagris (helmeted guineafowl) is the source of this 1237-nucleotide messenger RNA. It is a transcript of the gene HOXB5, whose product is annotated as homeobox B5. Gene Ontology annotation, cellular component: nucleus. The coding region runs from base 361 to 1155 and encodes 264 amino acids. The record is from RefSeq and is a predicted model, not a curated record. Gene Ontology annotation, biological process: regulation of transcription by RNA polymerase II; anterior/posterior pattern specification. The transcript has 2 exons. Lineage: Eukaryota; Metazoa; Chordata; Aves; Galliformes; Numididae. Gene Ontology annotation, molecular function: RNA polymerase II cis-regulatory region sequence-specific DNA binding; DNA-binding transcription factor activity, RNA polymerase II-specific.
UUGCGCCGCUCCCGCGCGGCCGGCAGGUGGCGCGCCAGUCCAAGGUGGCGCGAGCGGCGCGCCGGCGCGCCCGGGGCCUCGGGGCGCCGCGCACCGACUUGGGCCUAACGACUCCGCGCUCGUCAUUAUUUGUAACCAUAGAGCAUGAAUUACCUCUUGAGGUCAUCAGUGAGAAUUUACGACUGGUCAACAAAAGCACGUGAUUCCCAAACGCACCCCCACCCUCCCCCCAUAUUUGGCCGCAUACAUAGCAAAAACGAAGUACAGUGCAUUGCUAUAAUUCAUUAAUACAUCAUAAAUCGUCAAGCACAGGGUUAUAACGACCACGAGCCACAAAUCAAGCCCUCCAAAAUAACCCAAAUGAGCUCUUACUUUGUAAACUCGUUCUCAGGGCGCUACCCAAAUGGCCCCGACUAUCAGUUACUAAAUUAUGGGACCAGCAGUUCCAUGAACGGUUCUUACAGAGAUUCAAGCACCAUGCAUUCCAGCUCUUAUGGCUACAACUACAAUGGGAUGGACCUUAGCAUCAACCGCUCAGCCUCCUCUAGUCACUUUGGGGCUGUGGGGGAGAGCUCCCGCGGUUUCCCUUCUCCAGCUCAGGAGAGCAGGUUUAGACAGGCGUCUAGCUGCUCCUUAUCUUCUCCCGACUCCCUUCCCUGCUCCAACAGCGAGAGCCAUGGAGGCAAGCCCGCCCCGUCCCCCUCCGACCAAGCUACUUCUGCCAGCACCAACACAAAUUUCACAGAACUAGACGAGACCAGCGCGUCCUCGGGAGCCGACGAGGGCACUCCAAUAAGCAGCAGCAUCCCCCGAGCGCAGGCAGAGCCCAUCGCAACCUCCACGGCAGCAACAGAAGGGCAGGCACCUCAGAUAUUCCCUUGGAUGAGGAAACUUCACAUUAGCCAUGACAUGACUGGACCAGACGGGAAGAGGGCGAGGACAGCGUACACUCGCUACCAGACCCUGGAGUUGGAAAAGGAAUUCCACUUCAAUAGAUAUCUCACCCGCAGGAGGAGAAUAGAGAUCGCUCACGCUCUGUGCCUCUCCGAGAGGCAGAUCAAAAUCUGGUUCCAGAACAGGAGGAUGAAAUGGAAGAAGGAUAAUAAACUGAAAAGCAUGAGCUUAGCCUCUGCGGGCAGCGCCUUUCAGCCAUAAAAGAUAGCGGAGGAAUAUCGAGGAAAGAAGAGGAAACACUAAAUAAAUACGUAAAUAAAUAAAUAAAGCGCAGCAGACCUUA